Molecule: messenger RNA, 885 nt
Organism: Lactuca sativa (garden lettuce)
Lineage: Eukaryota; Viridiplantae; Streptophyta; Magnoliopsida; Asterales; Asteraceae
Source: RefSeq, a predicted model, not a curated record
AUGACGAAUUUCCUAUACGCCAAAAACAAGAUUGGAUUGGUUAAUGGAUCAAUGCAGAAACCAGAAUCAACAUCACCCAUGUACAUGGCUCGGAUGAGAGCCGAUGCCAUGGUCAAAGGAUGGCUAACAACGGCCAUGGAGAAGGACAUUCGGACCAGUAUCAGAUAUGCAAAUACUGUGGCUGAGAUCUGGAAGGACCUUGAAGAAAGAUCCGAAAAAGAGGGGGCACCACGUGCCUAUGAAUUGAAACAGUCCUUGAAUGUUGCCAGGCAGGAUGGGGCUUCCAUCUCGUCCUACUACACGAAACUAAAGGCGGUAUGGGAUGAGAUACAACUGGUUCUACCUAUGCCUCGUUGCACCUGCAGUGGAUGUAGUUGUGCCCUUGGAAAAAGAUUUAGCGAGCUUAAGGAGAAAGAAAAGAUCUAUGAAUUUCUCAUGGGUCUAGAUGCCGAUUUUUCUAUCAUACGUACUCAGAUCCUAGCUAUGAAACCCACUCCGUCAUUGACUGCAAUAUACCAUCUCGUAGCUGAGGAUGAACAGCAACGGGCUAUAUUUGGAGGUUCAAAAAGAAUUAGCGACGAGGCAGCGACUUUUCAAGUUGACCUCGCUGAGAAGAAAGUCACACGGGGACAAACAACUCGUGCAACAAACAAGACACUUCCAAGGGCAUUCAAACAAAACAACGACAAAGCAGAAAAGUGUACUUUCUGUGGGAAGGAUGGGCACAAUAAAGAUGGGUGUUUCAAGAAGAUAGGAUACCCGGAUUGGUGGCCUGGAAAGAAAGACAAACCCAAACCGAAGGCAACUUGUGUAGGGACUGGUCCGAGUCCCAUACCAGGGAUAACCAACGAACAAUAUGAUCUCUUUGUGAAACACUUCAAGUAA